This is a messenger RNA of Danio rerio (zebrafish), 8286 nucleotides long. Lineage: Eukaryota; Metazoa; Chordata; Actinopteri; Cypriniformes; Danionidae. The record is from RefSeq and is a predicted model, not a curated record.
GGCUGAACACUGUCCCUUUAAGAGCUCACAGUGCUGAGCAGCGCCGUGCACUGAAACCUCCGGUAUAACAAACACAACUAUCAGCAGCUCAACACUCAAACUUUCUCCACCACAUCUCACAUUAUUGGAGUUUACAACGCUCCAGCAUCAACACAGCGACAAAACACGGGAAUAUGUGACGCGAAUCAACAACGAUGAAGAACUGGUGUGGUCUUCUUCUCUUGGCUAAAUCUGCUGCUGUUCCGCAUGCAGCCUAAUGAGCCCUCAUGCACACUAUGGCAACAAUCGGUCCGUGCUCAGAUGCAGAGGACCUGUUGGCUUCCAUCCACCUGGAGAGGUAUCUGGACCACUUCCGUCAGGCAGGCUUUCUUCUCGCCCGAGACUUCUGUCAUGUGGACAAUGCCGCUCUGAACCGGGUCGGAGUCGCUGCCACCGGCCACAGGAAGCGGAUCCUCAAACUGGUGGAGCACAUUCAGCUGAUCUGCCAACAUCAAAGCAAAGAGCCAUCGCUAGAUCGUUGUAAUUCAGAAUCCGCUAUUCACGAUGUAACUCCUGUCAAAGCCAAGCCUCUUUCCCCUUCAAAACCUCCUGGCACCACUUUCCAAGCCUUACGCAACAGCUCUGCCCCCAAUCUUUGUGCACAAGUCAAGCGCUCAUUCUCGGAACGCAGCACCAGUGUUGUAAAGCCGGUACCAAAACCAAGAACUGUCUUCCACAAACUGAGAGGAGACAAAUUCUCUCUAGCGACGCAACACGAACACCGAAAGUCAUCUCAGGAUCCAGUUGUAAUCGAUUCAUCCUCUCUUUCAUCCAGUACAGACACUGUUAAAACAGCUACUGAAUCUAAAAAGGGCCAUUUAGAGCCAAGUCUGAGCUGUACUGCUUUAUCUCCAGAGAGUGAGGGGCCGUUACCUCCGGUUCCCCCCAGGUUAAAUCGAGGGAUUCCUCCAUCCACGUUCAGGAGGAUGUCGGGACAGGAGCGUCUAAGCACCCCACCACUCUGUACCCCUCCAGACUCGCCAUCCAGUUAUCAGUGUUCUCCCUUCACUAACACACCUGGAUCCCCCCCGAGUCCACCCUGCUCAGGGCUAGAGAUGGUCUCUAAUGAAAUCUACUGUGGCACUUUACCAGACACUCCACAUGUGUUUUGGAGUCGUUCUGUACCCGUUCCCCCUCCACGUCAGGAGCCCAGUCCAUCCACUGAAAAUCAUAGCACUUUAGAAAAGUCGAACUCAAGUGAAUCCUCUAAAAGAACGUCUGCAUCUGCUGAGGAAGAUGAUGACAUGAUCAAUCCGUACUGUGAAACCGUUUUCCACAGCAAGCGACAAUAUCAGCAUUCAGAGGUUGAGAGAAGCGAAAGUAAAGAAAAGACUUCAAAUAAAGAAGAUAAACUGAGAGAUCAUGGACAUCACAAUCACUCAUGGCUGAAGCGUCUGGACUCUCCAGGCUACUGUACAGUAGGUGAAUCCUCGCACUCCUUCUCUCUCCCUCACAACCUGUGCUCCAGUGAAGCAGACGAGGACAUCAUCUCCCCCUACGCCAGCUUCACCUCCCUGUCAGAGCGGGCAGCGCCAAUCCUAAGCGGCUGGCUGGACAAACUCUCUCCUCAAGGAAACUACGUGUUCCAGAAACGAUAUGUGAAAUUUGACGGGAAGAACUUAAUGUACUUUGGGAGCGAAAAGGAUGCCUAUCCCAAAGGUGUGAUUCCUUUAGCUGCCAUACAGAUGGCCCGUCUAGCCAAAGACAACAAAUUUGAGAUAGUGACAAGUCACCGGACAUUUGUCUUCCGAGCUGAUAAUGAUGUCCAGAGGAGCAAAUGGUGCAGCACGUUGCAGGAGCGGGUCAAAGAACAGCUGGUUUUUGGUCGCCCACGUUUUGGCCCCGGCAGUCACUGCCAAAAGAGCGGCUUCCUGGAGCUCAAAGGAACCAAGUCAAAGAUCUACACCGCAAUUAUAAUGGAGCAGAUCUGGUUGUACAAGAGUGAGCAGUGCUUUAAAAAUGGGAUUGGAAUUACAGUAAUUGAGGCGAGAGGUGCUACAAUUCGUGAUGGGAAGGGCAAGAGCUUUGAUCUCAUUACACCUUAUAAAACCUUCAGCUUUACGGCAGAGACGGAUCGUGAGAAGCGGGACUGGAUGGAGGCCCUGCAGGAAUCUAUAGCCGAAACACUCUCUGACUACGAGGUGGCCGAGAAGAUCUGGUCCAACAGGUCCAACAAGAUCUGCGCAGACUGCAAAGCCAUCAAUCCAGACUGGGCAUCAAUCAACCUCUGUGUGGUCAUCUGUAAAAACUGCGCAGGCCAACAUCGAGGUCUGGGCACAAUGGUGUCUAAAGUGCAGAGUCUGAAACUGGACACCAGCGUGUGGAGCAAUGAGAUCGUUCAGCUCUUCAUAAUGCUUGGCAAUGAUAGAGCCAAUGAAUUCUGGGCUGCCAGGCUUCCUGUGUCUGAAGAGCUGGACUGUGAUGCUACUCCAGAGCAGCGGAGAGAGUUUAUAAGCCACAAGUACAAAGAGGGCCGAUACAGACACCCCCAUCCUAGCUUUAGCAGCCAGGAGGAACUGCUGAAGGCGCUGUGCACCGCCGUGACCGAGCAGAACCUGCUGAAAACAGUCACUCAGAUUUUUGCAGAGGCAGAGGCCGCGAGACUUGCUGACGCUAAUGGAAACGAUAAGCGUGUGUCGCCGCAUUACUCAUACACACAGUCUGCAGAUUCCUGCGUGUAUGAUGAGAUCAUGCAGCCCAUCCUGUACUCCGGCUUCCUCUACAAGUCAGGCUCUUUGAACAAAGGGACAUUAUCACGCAGGACCAGAGACGCAGAUUUCCAAAAAUAUUGGUGUUCGGUGGAGAAGUCUAUUCUCUUUUAUGAGUCUGACAGAUGUCAUGAGCCCAGUAUGAAGAUCGAUGUUAAAGACAUCAUCUGUUUAGGAGUCAGCAGGCCAGACUCCAGCAACAACAGCGGCUUUAUUGACAAAUUUCGCUACACUUUUGAACUUUACCUAAUGUCUGAUAAACUGGUCCAGUUUGGCUUGGAGACUCCAGAUGCUUUGCACAGUUGGGCGAGAGCAAUAGGGAAGGCCACUACUCCUCUCAGCUGUCACUGCCUGCUGGCGAGAGAGUUCGAGCGGGUGGGUGUGCUGAGAUACAAGGCCAUGUUAGACCCACAGCAGUGGAAAGAAGGCUUCUUUGUUCUCCAGAAGUCCAACCUGUUCAUAUGCCCUGGAAAUGAUGGAGCCGCCGAGGAUAUUAUAAACCUGAAACGCCUACAGGAGCUCAGUAUUGCAUCGGAAAUGGAGAACCAUGAGAAGAAGGACAUUCUGGUUCUUGUUGAGAAAGGAAGGACUCUUCAUCUGCAGGGCACUGGCAGGACUGAUUUCUCCCUCUGGUACGCGGACAUCCAGAAGGCUGCAGGGGGGAAAGGAAACACCCUGAAAGAUCAGCAGCUCAGCAGAAAUGACAUUCCCAUCAUAGUAGACAGUUGCAUUGCUUUCAUAACCCAAUAUGGUCUGGGUCAUGAGGGUAUUUACAGAAAAAAUGGUGCCAAGUCCAGAAUCAAGCUUUUGAUGGAAGAGUUUCGUAAGGACGCCCGCAACGUAAAGCUCCGUAUUGGGGAUAACUUCAUUGAGGACGUGACGGAUGUUCUGAAAAGGUUCUUUCGGGAAAUUGAUGACCCUAUAUUCAUGGCUGACCUCCACCCCUUCUGGAAAGAAGCUGCCAAGAUCCCUCUGAAGACACAGCGCUUGGAUCGAUAUAAAGAGCUGAUUCGAGGUUUACCACGGGUCAACAGAACCACUUUAGCAGCGCUCAUCAGUCAUUUGUACCGGGUUCAGAAGUGUGCGGAUCUGAAUCAGAUGUGCACUAAAAACCUGUCCCUGCUUUUUGCACCCAGCCUGUUUCAGACUGAUGGCAAAGGGGAACAUGAGGUCAAAAUCAUAGAAGACCUCAUUGAUAACUAUCUCUAUAUAUUUGAUGUUGAUGAAGAACAUCAAACGCAGAUUGAUUUGGAAAUCAGUUUGAUAACCACAUGGAGAGACACACAGCUCUCACAGGCUGGAGACCUGAUCAUUGAAGUUUAUCUUGAAGAAAAGAUACCAGAUUGCUGCAUCACUCUGAAAGUGUCUCCCACUAUGUGUGCGGAGGAACUGACCAAUCAGGUGCUGUAUAUGAGGAACAUCCCCGCAGGAGAGAAGGAUGUGUGGAUGACCUUUGAGGCCAUUGAGGAUGGAGAGCUCGAACGACCUCUUCACCCCAAAGAGAAGGUUCUGGAACAAGCCUUACAAUGGUGUAAAAUGGCUGAUCCCAGUUCAGCAUAUCUGGUGGUCAAGAAAGUGCCCAGAGGAGAAGCUAUAGACAUUUUCACAGCCUAUAAGAGUGAAAUCGUCAAGUCUGGAGUGCUGAAGUGUCGGGAAGAGCCGCCCAAACUCUUACAAGGAAACAAAUUCCAGGAGCGAUCUUUCCAAAUUAAAGACCACAAAUUACUCCUGAUGAAGGACAAAAAAAGCAACAAGCCUGAGAAAGAAUGGCAACUGAAGACCUUAAAGAUUUACAUGGGGAUCAGAAAGAAGCUCAAACCUCCAACUAAAUGGGGAUUAACAGUACUGUUGGACAAACAGCAAUUGUACCUCAGCUGUUCCUGUGAAACUGAAUUAUGGGACUGGAUGACCAAUUUACUAAAAGCACAGAAUGAUGAUCUGCGGCCGCCGGUGAUGAGGCGUCACUCAUCCUCAGACAUCUCCAAGCAGAAGUUUGGCACCAUGCCGCUCGUGCCCAUCAGAGGAGAGGAAAGCAACACCAACUCAACCAUGCUCUCUGCCAAUCAGACUCUGAGGAAGCUUCACACAAGAAGAGCACUCUCCAUGUUUUUUCCCAUGAAGAUACAGCAGCAGGACUCAUUUGAGGAGCGCAUUGAAAUCCCCGAGCCUUUAUACGAGGAGGUGGGAGACUUCGGCCUGCAGGUGCUCAAGUCUUUGGAGACCAGUUUUCUGUCCAGCGGCCAUGCAGAGACACAGGAAGUGCCCAUGCGACCCAUCAGCCUGGGACAGAGGAAAACCACAUCUCUGGACCGCAUGCUGGGCUCCAGGCCAUUCGUGUCCUCAGGUGAGUCUCUGGAUGCUCUGAGCCACGAUGGAUCUUCUGACUCUCUGCCCAUCCCAGGUCGACACAGAGCUCACCGCUCGUGCAGCCCGCAACAGGAACUACUGCUACAGGAACUUUCCACCAUGUUCUGCAAGAAACCAGAGUCAGAUGAGCCUGAAAGCCUAACCUGAGCUUCAAAUUGGCGUGCACUUUUGUUGUUGUUUUGUUUUGAAAUGGGCAAGGAAGAAUCCAGUAUUAAAUGUUUGUUUAUUUAAAGAGUCAGUUCACCCAAAACCAAUUUCACUUCACUUCAGCUUCUUCUGUUGAAUGUGAAAGAAAAGCAAUAUUGGAAACCAGUAGCUUUUUUACUAUGGCAGUUGGUGGUUACAUUUUAAGAAGAUAUUUUAGAGAUUGUUGGAAACCAGUUACUAUUGAUUUACAUAGUGUUUUUUUAAUAUGGGACUCAAUGAGUGCCUGUUUCUAAAAUGCUUAGAAAAGAAGAUAUUUUGAAGAAUGUUGGAAACUGGUUGCUAUGGUCAAUGGCUAUCUAUUUCCAGCAUUGUUAGAAAAGGAGAUAUUUUACAUGAGAAUGUUGGGAAUGAGUUGCUAUUAAUUUUCAGAGUAUUUUAGCUUGCUGUAGGACUGAACAGCUACUGGUUUCCAACAUUCUUAAAAAGAAGAUGCUUUAGUGAAUUUUGGAAACCGUUUGCUAUUGAUUUCCAUCGUAUUUGUCCUGUUUCUAAAAUUCUUAGAUAAUAAGAUAUUUUGUAGAAUGUUGGAAACAAGUUGCUAUUGGUUCCCAUAGUAUUUUUCUAAUAUUGAAGUCAAUAGAUACCUGUUUCCAACUCUUUUAAAAAAGAAGAUAAAAAAUGUUGGAAACUAGUUGCUAUUGAUUCCAUCGUAUUGUUUUCUACUAUGAGACUCAAUGAGUGCCUGUUUCUAAAAUUCUUAGUAAAGAUUAUAUUUUAAAAAUUGUUGGAAACCAGUUGCUAUUGAUUCUCAUAGUAUUUUUCCUACUAUGUAAAUCAACUAUUUUCAGCAUUCUUAAAAAAGAAGAUAUUUUAGAAAAUGUUGGAAAUGGGUGGCUAUUGAUUUCCAUAGUAUUUUAUUUGUACUAUGAAAGUGAACGGCCACUGGUUUCUAACAUUCUCAGAAAAGAAGAUACUUAAUUCAAUAGCAAGUGGUAUGCAACAUUCUAUAAUGUUUUUUUUUCCUACUAUGGGAGUCAAUGAAUGCCUGUCUCCAACAUUCUUAGAAAAGAAGACACUUAGAGAAUUUUGUAAACUGCUUGCUUCUGAUUUCCAUAUUUAUUUUUUCUACUUUGGGAGUCAAUGAGUGGCUGUUUCUAAAAUUCUUAGAUAAUAUGAUAUUUUGAAGAAUUUUGGAAACAACUUGCUAUUGGUUCCCAUAGUAUUUUUCUAAUAUUGAAGUCAAUGGUUACCUAUUUCCAACUUUCUUAGAAAAGAAGACAUUUUAGAAAAUGUUAAAAACCAGUUGCUAUUGAUUUGCAUCAUUUUUUUUCUACUAUGGAACUUAAUAAGUGCCUGUUUCUAAAAUUCUUUAAAAAGAAGGUAUUUUGAAGAAUGUUGGAUAGCAGUUGCUAUUGAAUCUCAUAGUAUUUUUCCUACUAUGUAAAUCAAUGGCUAUCUAUUUCCAGCAUUCUUAGAAAAGAAGAUAUUUUAGAGAAUGUUUGAAAUAUGUUGCUAUUAAUUUCCAUAGUAUUUAUAUUCUUGCUAUAGGAGUGAAUGGAUACUAGUUUCCAACAUUCUUAGAAAAUAAGAUACGUUAUAGAAUGUCGGAAACUGCUUGCUAUUGAAUUCCAGUUUUUUUCCUACUAUUUUUUGAAGAAUGUUGUAAAGCAGUUGCUAUUGAUUCUAAAAGUAUUUUUCCACCUAUGUGAGUGAAUGGUUUUCUGGUUUACCGGCAUUCUUAGAAAAGACAAUAUUUUAGUGAAUGUUGCUAAUGAGUUGCUAUUGGAUCCCAUAGUAUUUUUCUUAGUUGGAGUCAAUGGUUACCGGUUUCAAACUUUCUUGGAAAAGUGGAUAUUUUGAAGAAUGUUGUAAGCCAGUUGCCUUUGGUUCCUUAGUUUUUUUUUUUGUUUUUUUUUUGUAAUAUGGGAGUCAAUGGUUACCCGUUUCAAACUUUAAAGAGGAUACUUUAGAAAAUGUUGGAAACCAGUUCCUAUUGAUUUCUGUUGUGGUUUACAACAUUCUCAGAAAAGAAGAUACUUUAUAGAAUGUUGGAAAACCGCUUGGUAUUAAAUUCCAUGUUUUUUCCUGCUAUGGGUGUCAAUGAAUGUCUGUCUCCAACAUUCUUAGAAAAGAUGAUGUUUUAAAAAAAAUACAGGAAACGUUUCAGCAUUCUUCAAAAUAUCUUCUUUUGGGUUCAAUUGAAGUAAGAGACUUGUUAUAGUUUGGGAGAUUUUAUGGAAUAUUGUUGAGUAAAUUUGGACUUUUAGGUGAACUUUCACUUUAACGUAAAGUGCCAAAGCAGUCACUGAAAAGAGAAACACAAAGUCUGUGAACCAGUACUAGAAUUUAUUUGAUUUUUGAUUUUUUUUUGUAUAAAUUGAGUAAAUUUGUUUAGGCUUUUGUAUUUGUUUGUAUGCUACACUAAAACUGACCGACCUCUCAUCAUUUUAUACAGUUUUACGUAAAAAAAAAAAUCAUUUUAUUUUAUUGUUGUAUUAUAAAAUACAAUAAUAAUUGUAUUUUAUUGUUGUGUUAUUUGUACUUAAGGUUGAAAUUGCAGUUCAGUUCAUGUGCUAUUUUUUAAACACAUUUCUUGGCUCAGUAUUGAUGUGGUUUCUGUAUAACAGUAAGAAAUGAAUCAUAAUAACGCAUGUAUGUAAAGCAGCCUGUGAUACACAAUAGCAGUGGAAAUAUUUACAGGACUGCAGAUGGAUGAAAUAAAUACUGCAUGGAUGCAUUUCAGUUCUCCUGGGACCUUGGCCAGGUCUUUUUAUAUGUAUACAGUUUAUGAUAUUUAUUAAUUUAUUUAUAUAGACUAUUUGAAUAAUUCUCAAAAUAUUUGUCAGUGAUAGGAGGCACAGUGUUUUAACAGUAGAGGGCAGUGUAGAUACAGCGCAGAUACAAUCCCCACAAUCCAAAAGCCUCUUCAGUGCACGUUUUCACUUCUCUCUUUACAGGCAUUCAUUAAAGGCAUGUACAGUUGUAUAAAGUCUCAUAACUAAAUAAAACUGUUCUUACCUUCUGA